AUGAUAACCGAAAAAAUAACACGACAGAACCGGCAGUGCGUGCCCCUUCAUGGCAUUUGUGGCUUUGCGCCUGGCCGGAUCCCCGCCUACAGCAACGGCUCCGAUAGCAUCUUUACAAGCGAGCGACAUUAUGUGCAGCAUUACUUUAUGGGUUAUAAGUGGCAGUGUGUGGAAUUUGUUAGACGUUGGUUGUUUUACCGCAAGGGUUUGGCGUUGCCGCAGUAUGAUUUUGCCGCCCAAUUGAUCCAUCUACGGGAGGUGCAGGACGUGUGCACGGGCACUGCGGUGCCGUGUCAAUUCAUUCCGCAGGGCUCAGAGGAACCCCCGGUGGCCGACAGCCUGAUUGUUUACCCGGGUUCGAGGAAAAACAUUGUGGGUCACGUGGGCCUCAUCACACACGUUACAUCGACGAAUGUAUAUGUAGCCGAUCAAAACCGCUUUUUUCAUGAUUGGGGCGAGGACACGUUUUCAGCUGAGUUUCCGCUGGAAUGUGUUGAUGGUCGGUAUUAUAUCCGUGACCCCGAUGUCGAGUGCCGUGGGUGGAUCGUCUUCCCGGGUCGACCCAACCGUUUGGAUGGGGAGCCACCUCUGGUGUCGCCGCAAAUUUCUGGUCCACCGUCGCUUCCACGCUGUCGACGCAUCAAGUAUGUGGCACAGCAGUUGUGGUCAUGGUUUACGGGACGUGAGACGCUCACAUUCCGUCCACUGUAA
This is a messenger RNA of Trypanosoma cruzi, 711 nucleotides long. Its product is annotated as trypanothione synthetase, putative. Gene Ontology annotation, cellular component: cytoplasm. Bases 1 to 711 code for a protein of 236 amino acids. The record is from RefSeq and is a predicted model, not a curated record. The transcript has a single exon. NCBI's taxonomy places the organism in Eukaryota, Euglenozoa, Kinetoplastea, Trypanosomatida, Trypanosomatidae. Gene Ontology annotation, molecular function: ligase activity.